Messenger RNA from Rotaria socialis, 1935 nucleotides. The record is from the annotation of a GenBank genome assembly. Lineage: Eukaryota; Metazoa; Rotifera; Eurotatoria; Philodinida; Philodinidae.
AUGAAUGACUUAUCUAAUGAAUCAAAGUCAACUGUUGAAUCAACAACAACAGAUGCCACCACAGAUACAAUAACUACAACUACAUUAUCACCGGAUGAACUUCGCCGUCGUCGUCUGGAAAAAUUUUCUACUGGAUCUACAUCAAAAUCACAAGCUUCAACUAGUUCUAAUGAUGCUAGUGAUAAACAACUAUCGACACAGUUAUCGAACGAACUUGCUACAUGUCAAAUUGGUUCGGAACAAACAACUUUAAAUGAUGAUACAAGUAUGGAUAUUGGAGACUUAGCUACAGUCGAUACGACGACAGCUAUUGGCGACCAAAGAUUAUUAAAAAGUCAACAUUCAACCGGUGAUAAACGUUCUUAUGAUAUUAAUUCAAAUAAUACACCAAAAGAGAUAAUACAAGACAAUCAACUUUAUGAUGAUGGAAAUAGAAAUGGAACGAUUAAAAAACGAAAAUCUGAGAAUCUAUUAAAUAAAGAACCAGAAGAGCCUAUUCUUCAACGUAUUAUUCGUCUAAUAUUGAAUAUCACUGAUCAAAAUCAAUUAUUUAUCAAUGAUAUUAUUGAAAUGUCUCUGAAACGUCGAUCAAAAUCAAUUUUAUCUGAUAUAUUUCUUCGAUGUCUUAUAGUAACACAAACUGAUCUAAUCAAGUCACUAAUAGGAAAUGACUCAAAUUAUUCCGAUCAAUAUGAUACUUAUCUUUGGUAUUUUUUAAAUAUUUAUGCACGUUGUGAUUAUAAAAGUUCCACGCAAGAAGAACGUGAUCUUAUUGAACAUUGUCGAUUAUUAUCUGUUCGAUAUACGCUUAUUUAUAUAGCAAAUAAUGGGAUAUUCCUUGAUUCUUGGAAUAGAACAAUUAAAUUACUUGAUAUUUUAUUAAUUGAUUCAUGUCCGGAAUGCUUACGCACAUCAUUUUUACAUGAAAUUGUGAAAAUAUCAUACAAUCAAGAACCUAAAAUGAAGGCUUGUGAAACACUAGUACGUUCAAUUCUUUACCGUCUUCGUCAAACAUAUUCACAAGCAAAUAUCUUUACAACUCUUUUAUCAUUACUUUCAACUUUAUGUGAAUCUCGUAAUGGAAAUGAUCGACCCGUUUGUACAUAUCUUGUGACAUUAAAUGAUUGGUUGCCAGAAGUAGCAUUACAUGAUGGGAAAAGUUUACAACGAAUGACACUCUUAUCGCCUAUUUUUUAUAUAUCAUGUUUUGCUGAAGAUGAUAUUGAUUUACUUGUUGCUCAACUUGAAAAAAUAAAUGAACAAGAACAAGAUGAUGAUAAUACUCCAGAUUUUUCUGAAUAUAAAGAAAAACAAAUUCGUUCAACAGUACAAAGUCAACUAUAUACAGCACGCAAGUUAAUGCAUAAAAUAGUACUUGCUUUUUUUUCAAAUAUAUCAUCACGAAAUGCAAUGUUGGAAUAUUUACAAAGAUAUAUUCAAUUUAAUAUUAAACGUACUCAUCUCACUGUCGAUGAGAGUCAAAUUAGUGGCGAUGGUUUUAUGCUGAAUCUGACGUUUGUUCUUCAACAACUUGCUUUACCAAUCGAUAUUGAACGAGUUGAUUUGAGUUAUCCAUACUAUGCAGAUGAUCGUUUAUCAAUUCCUAAAGAUCAAUCUCGAUUAUAUUCAACGCAAGAAGAAUUCAGAAUAUAUCAAGAAAAUAUCCAAAAACCAAAUGAAAUUCGAUUUCCAACUGAAUGUGUCUAUCUCGCAUUACAUAUAAGCCAUUUGGGCCUGGUUUCAACUGCUAAAAAACCACAACGACGUAAUAAUAUUAUUCGAGAAUUGAAUAGUGCAAUCAAAAAUCUUGAGCAAACGCAAGGAACAUGGCGACAAACACCAAUAGCUGCCCGACAUGAAGCUCAACUUGAAAGACUUAAAGCUGAAUUAAAGGUAAAAAUGCGAAAAAUAGGAAAUAAAAAUCAAUGUCACUGA